This is a messenger RNA of Daldinia vernicosa, 1905 nucleotides long. Its product is annotated as carotenoid oxygenase. Lineage: Eukaryota; Fungi; Ascomycota; Sordariomycetes; Xylariales; Hypoxylaceae. Gene Ontology annotation, biological process: carotene catabolic process. The record is from RefSeq and is a predicted model, not a curated record. Gene Ontology annotation, molecular function: carotenoid dioxygenase activity. Bases 1 to 1905 code for a protein of 634 amino acids. The transcript has 2 exons.
AUGACGGGACAGAAACAAAAUCCGCACCCAUAUCUGUCCGGAAAUUUUGCGCCUAUCAAACGAACCCGAACACUAACACGAUGCUCUGGUACCGGACAUAUUCCGAGAGAACUCGCGGGAGGUCAAUAUGUCCGUAACGGCGGGAACCCGACUACCAAUGUCAACCAAGGGAGAGAUUUACACUGGUUCGACGGCGACGGCAUGCUCACCGGCGUCCUCUUUAAGCGCGGAAAAGAAGGCGGUAUUAUCGAGCCAGAGUUCGUGAAUCAGUAUGUCUUGACAGAUAUCUACUUGAACGCAAAGGACGACGGCAAUUUAAAGCGGCCUCUACUACCUAGUAUUGCAACACUACUUAGCGCUCCAUUAGUAACUAUCGUUGUGGGGGUAUUCAGGUCAUUGAUUCUCAUAUGCCUAUCGAGAUUACCAGGAUCCAAAAGAGAAGUCAAGAGGAUUAGCGUUGCUAAUACUGGCGUGGUAUAUCAUGAUGGUAGAGCUUUAGCGACCUGCGAAAGUGGGCCACCGAUUAGAUUCCAUCUCCCUGGUCUGGAGACCAUAGGGUGGUAUAACGGCCGAAAGGCAGAGAACGAGGGCAUUUUAGAUGAUAAAGGAGGCUUCGGUGGGAAUGGAUUGCUGGCAUUUAUGAGAGAAUGGACAACUGGUCAUCCACAUGUUGACCCCGUUACGAAAGAGCUCAUAUCAUUCCAUGCCGUCUUCGUUAAACCGUUCGUUCAUUACUCGAUAGUCCCAUCAACCAGAUAUCCGGCUAAGGCAAGCGAUCCGGGGCCAAGAUUUGACAUACCAGUUCCUGGAGUGAAGUCGCCUAAGAUGAUGCACGACUUUGGGGUUGCGGCACACCACACGGUCAUAAUUGACCUUCCAUUAUCUCUAGAUCCUAUGAACGGCGUGCGAGGGAAGACAAUUAUCUCGUAUGACCCAACUGAGCGAUCGCGGUACGGCGUCUUUCCUCGAUAUGAGCCACAUAAAAUACAAUGGUUCGAAACGAAUCCGUGCGUAGUCUUUCACACGGCUAAUUGCUGGGAAACUGGGUUGGUAAUACCAGAAGCCGAGACGUGCGUUCACCUUCUUGUUUGCCGUCUCACUUCAGCAUCGAUUGUGUACAGUGCCGGUGCACUUACACCACCUCUGCUUAAGCCGGUACCCCCAGAAUACUUGGAAGAGGAGCAAUGUAGGCUAUACUACUAUAGUUUUCCGCUCGUCAAUACGGAAUCGGGCGAGGCGCCGAUGAUCAGAAAUCAAUGGGCCUUAUCAGCUAUUCCCUUCGAAUUCCCGACAGUAUCACCAUCUCACGCCAUGAGUUCAGCACGCUACAUAUAUGGCUGCAGCACGGGUGGCACGUCCUAUUCUGCAGCCCUCGGAAAAGGGGCCAAAAUCGCGUACCUAGCAAAGAUGGACGCAACGACGCUGAUUGACCAAGGCAUUACUCAUCCACCACAACAGAUCAAAGGUUGUGUUGAUACCCGAGGCGUUGACGAGGUAAUGCAGAGCACAGACGAAAAUGACCCGGUAAAGCUUUUCCAAAUGCCCAAAGGUUGGUUCGCACAAGAACCGCGUUUUGUACCGCGUGCAAAUCCCGCAACGGAGGAUGACGGUUGGUUGCUUACUUAUGUGUUUGACGAGUCCCAACUUGACGAUAAAGGAGAAUGCCGCGAUGAUGCUGUCAGCGAGCUUUGGAUCAUUGACGCGAUCAACAUGAGAGACAUAGUAGCAAGAAUUAGGCUACCUCAACGAGUGCCUUACGGUUUACACAGUGCUUGGUUUUCUGAAGACGAAAUUGCUGAACAAAAACCAUUCGAUGCGGUUAGGCGGGAAAGAUCUACCGCAGAGGUUGAUAUGCAAAGUCCACUAUCAAUUAUGAGGGACACAAUUGAGAAAUGGAUCGGGUGA